Molecule: messenger RNA, 1914 nt
Organism: Colletotrichum navitas
Lineage: Eukaryota; Fungi; Ascomycota; Sordariomycetes; Glomerellales; Glomerellaceae
Exons: 1
Coding region: 1-1914 (637 amino acids)
Biological process (GO): secondary metabolite biosynthetic process
Molecular function (GO): flavin adenine dinucleotide binding; oxidoreductase activity, acting on CH-OH group of donors
Source: RefSeq, a predicted model, not a curated record
AUGCAUUUCUUCAAACUUUUCCUCCCUUCCGCCUUGGCGUUGCCGCUUCUGGAUUCCGUGCUCGAUCCUAUCACUAGUAGUAUCUGGACCACCCUGGAUGGCCUCGUUCAGACGUCUCUCGGAAGUCUCGCCGGUACACUCAAGGCAGAGCAAGCCUAUGACAUAGUGGUAGUCGGAGGCGGCACUGCGGGUAACACUAUCGCAUACCGUCUGGCUCAGGCCGGCUACACUGUCGCCGUUGUCGAGGCUGGGCUCUCAUAUGAAGUCGGCAAGCCGAUUGUUGGUCCAGCACCACUUGGCGAUAUCAUUGGUGUGGGCUCCAACCCAGCGGACAGCAUCCCGACCGUGGACUAUGGCCUCCAAACUAUACCACAAGCUGGCGCAGGAGGCCGCAGGAUGCAUUACGCUCAAGGAAAAUGUCUCGGCGGCUCCUCAGCUCUGAACUUCAUGAUUCAUCACCGGCCGAACAGGGGCGCUUUGGAUGCGUGGGCGGAAGCGGUAAAUGACGAAAGUUAUUCUUUUGACCGAUUUCUUCCAUACUUCCAGAAAAGCUUCACCUUUACUCCGCCCAACGCCGAUGCCAGGCUUGCCAAUGCAACAACAGCGUACGUCGAGAGCGACUUCAACCCGUCCUCAAGCUCAUCCAUACAUGUCACCUAUCCCAACUGGACGCCUGUCUGGUCGACGUGGGCAGCCAAAGGCCUUGAGGCUCUCGGAAUGAAUUUGACAGACCGGUUCAAUCAAGGAAUUUUGAACGGGUACCACUACGCGCAGACGACUAUUUAUCCCGGUUCACAGACUCGAUCCACCUCGGCUGAUUUUAUUCACGCGGCGAAGAAUGCGAACAUGGCUGAUAAGCUCACGGUCUAUCUGGGCACUCGGGUCAACAAGGUGCUUUUCGAUGACGAUAAGAAAGCCACAGGCGUCGAGGUCAGUGGGGAUGGACUCACAAAAUACACCAUCAGCGCGAACAAGGAGGUCAUUCUUUCGGCUGGUGCUGUGCAUUCGCCGCAGUUGCUGAUGCUAUCCGGCAUCGGCCCUGCUGAGCACUUGUCCAAAAACGGCAUUGAAGUGCUUGCGGACCGCCCAGGCGUCGGACAGAAUAUGACCGACCACGCCCUGUUUGGCCCAACGUACGAAGUGAUCUUUGACACUCUUACCAAUGUCAUAGGCAACCCCGUAGCUCUGUCAAAAGCAAUACUCGACUACUCACUCAAGCAAACCGGCCCCCUUACCAGCAAUGUCGCCGAGUUUCUGGCUUGGGAACGAAUGCCCAGCAGCGCUAAUCUGAGUCGGUCAACAUGGGACCAGCUCCACGCGCUUCCUGAAGACUGGCCCCAUAUUGAAUACUUCCCUGCAGCAGGCCACAUCGGGCCCUUCGAUAUCCCCUGGAUACAGCAGCCAAAGGAUGGAAAAAAGUACGCUUCUAUUAUUGCUGCGUUGGCAGCACCCCUGUCUAGAGGCAACAUAUCGCUUGCAAGCAGCUCUCCAGGGGAUCAACCCCUUGUCAAUCCAAACUGGCUCACGCACCCAGGAGACGUUGAGGUUGCGGUGGCCAUGUACAAACGCAUCCGGGAGAUAUUCAAGACAGAAGCGGUCCGGAGCAUUCGCGCAAGCGAAACUGAAUAUUGGCCAGGCUUGAAUGUGGAAACCGAUGAACAAAUCCUGGCCAAUAUUCGGACGAGCGUCAUGUCAGUUAUGCAUGCAUCUUGUACUGCGCGUAUGGGGCGCCGGGAUGACCCUACAGCUGUGACAGAUAGCUUAGCUAAAGUGAUCGGGGUUGAGAGACUGCGAGUUGUAGAUGCUAGCUCGCUAGCUUUACUGCCCCCAGGACAUCCUCAGGCGUUGAUUUAUGCUCUGGCGGAGAAGAUCGCAGAUGACAUCAUUAGAGAUUUGAGGACCAAUUCGGACUAG